Molecule: messenger RNA, 2322 nt
Organism: Knipowitschia caucasica
Lineage: Eukaryota; Metazoa; Chordata; Actinopteri; Gobiiformes; Gobiidae
Source: the annotation of a GenBank genome assembly
AUGUACAGACUGGGAAGAGCCACACCUGCCCUGGCUACGGCUCCGGCUGCUCUGGCUCUGGCUCCGACUGCUCUGGCUCUGGCUCCGGCUGCUCUGGCUCUGGCUCCGGCUGCUCUGGCUCUGGCUGCUCUGGCUCUGGCUCCGGCUGCUCUGGCUCUGGCUCCGACUGCUCUGGCUCUGGCUCCGGCUGCUCUGGCUCUGGCUCCGGCUGCUCUGGCUCUGGCUCCGGCUGCUCUGGCUCUGGCUCCGGCUGCUCUGGCUCCGGCUCCGACUGCUCUGGCUCUGGCUCCGGCUGCUCUGGCUCUGGCCCCGGCUGCUCUGGCUCUGGCUCCGGCUGCUCUGGCUCUGGCUGCUCUGGCUCUGGCUCCGGCUGCUCUGGCUCUGGCUCCGGCUGCUCUGGCUCCGGCUCCGACUGCUCUGGCUCUGGCUCCGGCUGCUCUGGCUCCGGCUGCUCUGGCUCUGGCUCCGGCUGCUCUGGCUCCGGCUGCUCUGGCUCCGGCUCCGACUGCUCUGGCUCCGACUGCUCUGGCUCUGGCUCCGGCUGCUCUGGCUCUGGCUCCGGCUGCUCUGGCUCUGGCUCCGGCUGCUCUGGCUCCGGCUCCGACUGCUCUGGCUCCGGCUGCUCUGGCUCUGGCUCCGGCUGCUCUGGCUCUGGCUCCGGCUGCUCUGGCUCUGGCUCCGGCUGCUCUGGCUCUGGCUCCGGCUGCUCUGGCUCCGGCUCCGGCUGCUCUGGCUCUGGCUCCGGCUGCUCUGGCUCCGGCUCCGACUGCUCUGGCUCUGGCUCCGGCUGCUCUGGCUCUGGUUCCGGCUGCUCUGGCUCUGGCUCCGGCUGCUCUGGCUCUGGCUGCUCUGGCUCUGGCUCCGGCUGCUCUGGCUCUGGCUCCGACUGCUCUGGCUCUGGCUCCGGCUGCUCUGGCUCUGGCUCCGGCUGCUCUGGCUCUGGCUCCGGCUGCUCUGGCUCUGGCUCCGACUGCUCUGGCUCUGGCUCCGGCUGCUCUGGCUCUGGCUCCGGCUGCUCUGGCUCCGGCUCCGGCUGCUCUGGCUCUGGCUCCGGCUGCUCUGGCUCCGGCUCCGACUGCUCUGGCUCUGGCUCCGGCUGCUCUGGCUCUGGCUCCGGCUGCUCUGGCUCUGGCUCCGGCUGCUCUGGCUCUGGCUGCUCUGGCUCUGGCUGCUCUGGCUCUGGCUCCGGCUGCUCUGGCUCUGGCUCCGACUGCUCUGGCUCUGGCUCCGGCUGCUCUGGCUCUGGCUCCGGCUGCUCUGGCUCUGGCUCCGGCUGCUCUGGCUCUGGCUGCUCUGGCUCUGGCUCCGGCUGCUCUGGCUCUGGCUCCGACUGCUCUGGCUCUGGCUCCGGCUGCUCUGGCUCUGGCUCCGGCUGCUCUGGCUCUGGCUCCGGCUGCUCUGGCUCUGGCUCCGGCUGCUCUGGCUCUGGCUCCGGCUGCUCUGGCUCUGGCUCCGGCUGCUCUGGCUCUGACUCCGGCUGCUCUGGCUCUGACUCCGGCUGCUCUGGCUCUGGCUCCGACUGCUCUGGCUCUGGCUCCGGCUGCUCUGGCUCCGGCUCCGACUGCUCUGGCUCUGGCUCCGGCUGCUCUGGCUCUGGCUCCGGCUGCUCUGGCUCUGGCUCCGGCUGCUCUGGCUCUGGCUCCGGCUGCUCUGGCUCCGGCUGCUCUGGCUCUGACUCCGGCUGCUCUGGCUCUGGCUCCGGCUGCUCUGGCUCUGGCUCCGGCUGCUCUGGCUCUGGCUCCGGCUGCUCUGGCUCCGGCUGCUCUGGCUCUGGCUCCGGCUGCUCUGGCUCUGGCUCCGGCUGCUCUGGCUCUGGCUCCGGCUGCUCUGGCUCCGGCUGCUCUGGCUCCGGCUGCUCUGGCUCCGGCUCCGACUGCCCUGGCUCCGGCUGCUCUGGCUCUGGCUCCGGCUGCUCUGGCUCUGGCUCCGACUGCCCUGGCUCUGGCUCCGGCUGCUCUGGCUCUGGCUCCGGCUGCUCUGGCUCUGGCUCCGGCUGCUCUGGCUCCGGCUCCGACUGCUCUGGCUCUGGCUCCGGCUGCUCUGGCUCUGGCUCCGGCUGCUCUGGCUCUGGCUCCGGCUGCUCUGGCUCUGGCUCCGGCUGCUCUGGGAUUCAGUUGGGAUUUGCAUUCGAGGCAAAUCAGAAUCCUCCAACAGCAAAAUAACAUCUGCCUUUUUACAGAAAAGCUCCAUGGCACCUGGGCUCCUCCAAAGCCCCGGUGGGCGUGUCGAAGCUUAAUGAACGUGUUUCCCAUCCACUUCACCCAUCUGUCUGCGCAUAUGGGCUGUGGCAUCUAUAAUGAGCCCCUUCAGUCCAAAUCCUAA